Molecule: messenger RNA, 1485 nt
Organism: Blepharisma stoltei
Lineage: Eukaryota; Ciliophora; Heterotrichea; Heterotrichida; Blepharismidae
Source: the annotation of a GenBank genome assembly
AUGAUACUUUCUCGAAAAGCUGAACUUGAAAAUCAAAAGAAAUUGCAGGCUGAGCUAAUGAGAGCUGAAAAACUGCAUUUAAAAGAAUCAAGGCAGAGAGAAAUGAAUGAAAGACAAGCAGAAAAAAGAAAAAACCUUGAGAGAAUUCAAGCUUUGGAAGAUGAGCUUUUGAGAGAACUUGAAAAUAAAACUAGAAGGUCACGAAAUUCAAAUAGCAAACAGAGCACAAGCCGGUCGCUGUCUGAUACAAGAAGCACAGGAGAUUCUCAUCUUCAGCAAAUGAGGGAUUUGCAAGCAAAGGCUAAACAAAUGAUGAAAGGGAAGUUAUACUUAGAAGAAGAUUCAGAGACACCUUCAAUUCCUGACCAAAAUCAAGAAUUUUUGGGCUCAGACGAGAAACAAAUAUCAAUUCCAGUCUACAUACCCCAGUCCAUGAUGAGAAAAGCACAAAGAAUUCCUCCUCCAACAAUUCCUCACAUCACUAGAAAUGGCGACGUUUUAAAUGUCCACAUAAUAUCUGACCCAACUUACUCAGACCCAUUAGUCAGAGCCGAAGCCCAAGUCGAGCGCUCUGAAAUUGAAGAAUUUGCGAAGCAAAUGAACAAAAAAUCAAUAAAAGACGUAAUAACAGAUAUCCAAGCACAAUUCGAGUCUGGGUACAAGCUAUCUUCUUCGCCUACAAAAUCUCAGUCACUUUCUCCAAAAAAAAGAAAAGAAAAGCCUAGAGAAGAAACCUUAUACUUGCCUAAGCCUGAUGAUUUGCCUGUUGUGAGAGAGCAGGUAACUCCAAAAGGGAAACUGAGAUAUCAUUUGUUUCGAGAAAUUCCUUUAGAUGAAGAAAAUAAAUAAAAUGGUGACGUUGACAGAAAUUGGACUCUGAGGCACACUCUCUAUGGAGCAGGUAGGACCCAUCCUGAUGAAGCUGAAAGCAAGAGCCUGUGUCCCUCUUAUAGUAGACCUUCAGGCCAGGGGAUGCCUUGCCGAAGAGGGAGUUUUUGUUUCUACCCAGAAGAUUUCCUGUCCCUGCCAGAUGGACUAGACAGGCUUUGCUUACCACAUGAUCUUUUCUCAUCGGGACCAUCAGGGCAUUCAGCUGACGGUGGCUCUUUUCAAGAAAGCUGAUCCCCCGGACAGGUGUCACAGGUCGAAAUCCAAAAUUGCGUCGGCGAGAAGUAUGGUAGCAUCAGAAUUAUUCUGGGGCUGUAGCGGAGCUGAGACGGGGGCAAUGGCUAGUAGGUUGCCGCUUAUGACCAACUUCUUAUUUUAAUUUUAACUAAUUUAGAUGAAGUAAAGCACGAAGCUCAAAGAGUAUGGGUCUCAGAAAGGAUGAAACAAUACUCCACCAUUGUGAAGCAGAAUUUUACACCUAAGCCUGAUGAAAUGAAGCAAAUCGAGCUGCAGUUAUUAAGGGAGAAAUCCACAACAGCCAAGCCUAGAUUCAGUGAAAGAGUUAAACUUACAAGUCUUUCUUUCAGCUCAAUGUAA